AUGGCGAAACAAGGGCAAGAAGCAAUGAAGAAGGCUCUUCAAAAUGCCAGAGGAGCUGGAGUCGGAAUCGGUCUUGUAGCUGCUGCCGGAGCUGCGGUGUACGGAAUCUCACAAUCGAUGUUCACCGUAGAAGCUGGACACCGAGCAAUCAUGUUCAACAGACUUGGAGGUCUUUCAACUGAUUUGUACAAAGAAGGACUUCAUUUCAGAGUUCCAUGGUUCCAAUACCCGAUUGUUUACGAUAUUCGUGCCAGACCAAACCAGAUUCGUUCACCAACCGGAUCCAAAGAUUUGCAAAUGGUCAACAUCGGACUUCGAGUGCUUUCCAGACCAAACCCAGACAAGCUUGUCCACAUCUACAGAACCCUCGGACAAAAUUGGGAAGAGCGCGUUCUUCCAUCCAUUUGUAAUGAGGUUCUCAAGGGAGUCGUUGCCAAGUUCAACGCUUCGCAGCUCAUUACUCAGCGCCAACAGGUGUCCAUGUUAGUCCGAAAAGCUUUGAUUGAGCGUGCUCUUGACUUCAACAUCAUUCUGGACGACGUAUCCCUCACCGAGCUCGCUUUCUCUCCACAAUAUUCUGCUGCUGUUGAAGCCAAACAAGUCGCUGCUCAAGAGGCCCAAAGAGCUUCUUUCUACGUGGAGCGUGCCAAGCAGCAAAAACAAGAAAAGAUUGUCCAAGCUGAAGGAGAAGCCGAAUCCGCUAAGCUGCUCGGAGAGGCCAUGAAGAACGAUCCAGGAUUUUUGAAGCUCAGAAAGAUUCGUGCUGCACAGAAGAUUGCCCGAGUUGUUUCGGAGUCUGGCAACAAAACAUACCUUCCAACUGGUGGCUUGAUGUUGAACAUCGCCGACAACGACUAUCUGAACGUUUCCGACAAACGACGUUAA
This is a messenger RNA of Caenorhabditis briggsae, 885 nucleotides long. RefSeq names its product Protein CBR-PHB-2 (gene Cbr-phb-2). NCBI's taxonomy places the organism in Eukaryota, Metazoa, Nematoda, Chromadorea, Rhabditida, Rhabditidae. Gene Ontology annotation, biological process: mitochondrion organization. The transcript has 4 exons. The coding region runs from base 1 to 885 and encodes 294 amino acids. Gene Ontology annotation, cellular component: membrane; mitochondrion. The record is from RefSeq and is a predicted model, not a curated record.